Messenger RNA from Liolophura sinensis, 5244 nucleotides. Its product is annotated as diacylglycerol lipase-alpha-like. Gene Ontology annotation, cellular component: postsynaptic membrane; dendrite membrane; cytoplasm. The transcript has 17 exons. Lineage: Eukaryota; Metazoa; Mollusca; Polyplacophora; Chitonida; Chitonidae. Gene Ontology annotation, molecular function: lipoprotein lipase activity. Gene Ontology annotation, biological process: arachidonate metabolic process; diacylglycerol catabolic process. The record is from RefSeq and is a predicted model, not a curated record. Bases 143 to 3454 code for a protein of 1103 amino acids.
UUCUUCCUUCUUGGGGGCGAUGGAUGCCAAGUGUAAAAAAUGUUUACACGUUUAUUGAGCAGGCUGCGGAUCAAGCAAGCCCAGGCUCCCCAGCGGCAUCCCGAUGAUCUGUGAAGAGAUAGUAAUGGAAAAGGCUUAAAUUAUGCCGGGUAUUGUCGUGUUUGGACGGCGCUGGUCCGUAGGAUCAGACGACCUAGUGGUCGCCGCUUUUCUUCUAUUAUUCCUUCACAUUGUGUGGAUCAUUGCCCUAGGUGUGAUUUUGGGUGUGUCCCAGUUUAAUGUGAUAGAACCAUGUGUGAGAGAGCUGAGGGAUGCUGUACUGGGCUACCUUGUUCUGCUGGGCAGUUGUCUGCUCAUAGAGACUAUAGUGGCCUGUGUCAGUCUCAGGGGCAACAUCCUGAUGACAGAUCCACGGGCCAGCAUGCAGUACCUUCUCUACAUACGCCUGGUGAUGUUGUUGGGAGAAAUUGGUUGGAUGACCCGCUGUAUAAUAUGGAUGGUACCAAACUACAUGGAGUGUGGGCCCGAGUCAGCCAGGAAAGCAAUAUUAGGUCUCAUUGUUUCCACCUGUCUCAUACUGUUUAUUGUCAUCCUGUCAAUAUGGUGCACUUUCGACUCGGCUGGUCGAAAGUGGGUGAAGAUGAAACGAUAUCAAGAGAGUCUCAAGGAUAAAAAGCGACCCGGCAAAAGAUCAGGAAGCACUCGUCGAAACUGGAGACAGAGGAAAGCGUUUCGGGCAUAUGAAGAGAGCUGGGACAGACGGUUGAACAUCUUGUGCUGCUGUAUUCAGAGGAAAGGCAGAAAUCGGAAUUCCAUAGCUGAUGUGGCACGCCUUUUCACUGAAUUUUUUCGAGAUUUGGAUGUGGUCCCUUCAGAUGUCAUUGCUGGACUGGCUUUACUACGUGGCCACCAGAAGCUCCGCAUGAAAUAUACUGUUGGACAGGGAUCCAACGAUGUGUAUGAGUACCUGUCAGGAGUGCCUGUCACGCCACGAUCCCAGUUCCUGUCGCUACGGCAACCAGAUGUCCUCGAAAUGUACAAGCUGGUGACGCACUACAUGAGUUUUGCGCUUGCAGCGUACGGUUGGCCGGCGUUUCUCAUGGCCAACACAGGCACUGGAUUAUGCCGUAUCAUACCUCAUCUUAGGUGCUGUUGUUGUCUAGCGCUGUGUGGCCGCAAGACUCCUAAACACAGCAUACUGGUGAAUGACAACUGCUGUCAUUGUAACUUUGCUGCUCUGAACAAGAUCAGUGGCCUCUCUGAGAAGGAUAUAGUCUACGUAACCUACCACGUAGAUGUUGGUGAAACUCCAUUCUUUGUAUCCCUGGAUCACCAGCACAAAAAUGUUGUUCUAAGUAUACGAGGGACUCUGUCAUUACAGGACAUCAUCACUGACCUGAAGGCAGAGCCUGAGCCCCUGCCCAUUGACCCUAUUAGAGAGGACUGGUACGGCCACCAGGGAAUGGUACAAGCUGCUGUCUAUAUUCAGAAGAAAUUGAAACAGGAAAACAUUUUACCAGAUGCUUUUGCCCGAGACCCUAGUAAAGGCACACCUGACUACGGUCUGGUGUUGGUGGGUCAUUCACUGGGAGCAGGCACCGCUUCAAUCCUCGCUAUUCUGCUGAAACAAGAAUAUCCCAAGAUACACUGUUACGCCUUUUCACCACCAGGGGGCCUGCUCAGUCCCAGCUGUGUUGAAGAAACCAAGCAUUUUAUUACAUCAGUUGUGGUUGGUAAAGAUGUUGUUCCAAGGAUAGGGUUACAUCAGAUGGAAUGUCUGAGAUCAGACCUGAUUAAUGUGAUCAAACAGAGCACUGAACCAAAGUGGAAGAUCAUCGCGUCCAAGCUGGUGUGUUGUAAAGGGGAUGAUGUGGGUCAGAACAUGGACCUGUACGAGAUGAAGAUAGAAAUGGAGAAGAUGGAGCGUGAUGUAACGGCUCAUCCGGUCGAUUCAGCCAUAGGGCUUUCCGCCCACAAACCCCUCUUCCCUCCUGGCAAAAUAAUACAUGUCGUUAGAAGCCACCCGAAGAGUGAUCGGAAGUUGUGUGGAGGAGAGGAACCUGUGUACCAGGCAAUCUGGGCGGAUAAUGCCGACUUUGGCGAAGUGCUUAUCUCCCCUACCAUGAUCAACGACCACAUGCCAGACAAUGUGCUGGAGGCUCUUCAGAAGGUGCUGAUCAACGUGGGUCCUGCUAAGCCCACACGUAUUCUGUCCGAGGCAGAGAGGAAGGCGUUACUGGAGCAGUCUAGUCCGGUAUCUUCUAUAGGCAGUGAAUCUCACCAAAAACUUUUCCUGGAGACCAGUUUUGCCAAUAGUAACCUUGAUAAGGACUCCCUUAACAACACAACUCUCGGUCUAGAUUCCCCGGGGUAUCAAGAACAGGUAUCACCCAAUAACUGUGUCACCUGGAAUGACCUGAUUGUGCAGAACGAGAACUACAACAACACGUGUGAGAUACCAUUGGGCGCGCACCCACUAGAUCCCAGUUGUAUCAGAGCAGGACCGAAUUUCAGUCUAGAUUUAGGCACGGGCUGGUCAAAUCCUCUCCAGAAUACAGAAGUAGAAAGAGAACCCGCCCCGUUGGCUAGUCCUGAAGCCUUGUCUGAAACGUCCAGUCUUGCGUCCUUUGUCAGUCGAUCGUGUAGCCUGAGAGAUAGCCAGUACAGACUCGCAAGCGAGUUUCCACGUCUGGACCGCAUAGCACAGUCUCCACAAGACACAAAUAAACCCAUUACCAGCCACGCCCCUCCAAAGAGGCAACUGAAAAGCAGCCUGACAGAGAGAAGUAGAGGGGUGCGGUUCAGUGCGGAGAGACAACAUGAUGCAUCGUUGGAAAACAUCCAUGAAAAAAGGGAAGUAAAAAUUGCUCCCGUCAGCGAGAACAUACCAAACCGUCGUGGCUGGCAAGAAGUCAGUCCUCCAAAAGUGACGCCAUUCCUGGAGACUAGUUUAUCCCAGGAUGAUAUUUGUGAAACAACUAAGGUGACCACAACGGAAGUUGAACCAGAACAGGAUAAAUGCAAACUGACAUUAACAGUGGAUGAAAAAGCGUCUCACGGAGACAGUGAUGUGUCACCGGACUCGGGCCGUGCAUCGUCAUUAGGGUAUUAUCAGCGACAUUCCCCUGUAGAGUGCAGCCAGCAUGAAUAUGCCCAGUACAUUGGUUACUACUCACCUGCGGGAAGGGGCUACCCACACGGGGCCUACCACCCACCUGAUAGACAUAGCUUGAGCCCUUGUGAGGGACAGCCACACCCAGGACAAACUUUAGAUUCUGGGGUAGAUGGGUGCCCAACUUCCCCCAACCGUAGGGCGCGAAUUUGCGCCACACAUUGUACUCCAGUGCCGUCAAAUCAAACAAGUUCCCCAGAAGAAGACUAUGAUAAACGACUGUCAGCUCACUCUGAUGAAGUGUUUGAGUUUCCUUUACCGCUACAACAAACGGAUGUUUAACACAAAAAAAGUGAUAAUGUGUCACAAGAUCGUCCCGACAUUGACCUGUCCUUAGGUCCUGCAAAGUUAAUAAGAUGCUGAAACUCAGCUCUUAAACUCAUGUCAGAGAUGUGUCAGUCUAAGUCACAAGAGAGUUGAACAGGGCGCAGUUUCACGAAACUUCCUAAUUUUUUUUGUGUUUUUGUUGUUUUUUUUUAAAUCCCAAGCGAAGGGUUCUCCUUCACUGAGCCUUAAGUUCUAUGUGGGGUUGACUUCAGUUUUUUGGGAAAACACUCUGUUUGACUGGAGAAAAAAAUAGAAAAAUACAGAAUUAAAAACAAUUGACUGAUUUAUGGACACUUCAUGAAGCUGAUCCCUGCAGCUCUCAUUUGCUAAAUGUAACUUUUAUCAUUUGGUGUACCAUUUCACCAUGUAAAUGUGUACUCUUGUCGCUGGUGUACAUACAUGUAUAUUUAUCACUUUAUCGUGUUGUGUUUUUGGUGUGUACAUGUACUACAUGUAACUGGUUUUGUAUGCAAAAUUUGUAAAUGUCUGCUCUUGUAAGUAGGUAUAGGGUUUGUUUGGAGUCCUGUUUACAUUACAAGUACUUAAACUAACAGCAAUAAGUGGUGUUCUGUUGUAGCUCUUUGAGUUUUACAGAUAGAUUCAGAUAUUUGACCUAAAGUUUCGCCCAUGACUAAGUCACUCAUUUGGCCUGAGAGUUCUGUUAAUCUUUAAAAACUGCUUUGAGAUAUGUUUAGAAGGUAAAAUGGUAUCCUACUACCAGAAUAAUAUAAGUUUGAGGACCGAUGGUCUGCCCCAUAAAAAAUGUCAUUUUUGGGCAAGUUUUUUAUAGGAGAAAUACAUUAUGUUAGAAUAUGUCGGAAGAAUGAUUGGGGUUAUUUCCAGCUGUACUAACUAGGGUGAGGUAAACUACUGAUAUUAUGCGCAUUGAAACGCAGGAGUACAUCACUGUUGAGCUUGUCUUAAAAAGAUGAAGACAUGACUAGAAAUGCUGACUACUAGCGCAUUGAGCAUGUUUUAAGAAGGCAGGGCUAUAAUAAGUUUGUUAUUUACAUAUAAUGCCAAAGGAUUUUACGUGGGAACCCUCUGAAUUGGGUUCCUUUUUUUCCAUUGAGCUUUAUGGAGGGGUGUGUAUAAAAUUCAGAUCAUUUGUUUUGAACGUCGUGAGUGCUUAUUUCUAGGGCAGCGUUACAAGUGUUUCUCAGUUCUUAGUUGUUGUAAUUGCUGUUAUAUGUGAUAGUUAACUAUUCCAGUGAACUGUGGUAUUGAUAGAGGAAAAAUAGAUUUAUUAUUAUUAUUUUAAAAUGAUAUGAGGAGCCCAGAGUAUAGUUGUAUAUUUGUAAUGUUGUGAAAGUUUUUCAGCCGCCCCCCUAGCGUUGAUGUUCUUUGUAAGUUUUGUUAAUACUGUACUUGAAUGAAAUUCUGCUGAAGUGGAAAAAAUCUAACAACGUUUUUACUGACCACAAAAUAUCUGGAUAGAAAUCUGUCAUAUUGAAUUUCAUUAUUAUUUUGAUAUCUCAGUAUAACUUAAAGCCAAUGUUUGUAGAGAAUCUAAUAAAUAGACGUUUUGGGUCAAUUGUUCAAAAGUGUGUCAGUCUCAUCCUAACACAAAGUACCUGUAAAUGACACUUAAGUCUGGACUGAAGUUAAUACAGGGAUUAAGUCUUAAAUUAAAUACACUUUUGAACAAAUGAGCUCAGCAUUUUAAUAUAAAUACAUGCAUUUACAACAUCCAUUUAUCAGUAUAUUUUCCAUUAUUGAUACCAUAUGUCUUAAGGCAUUUGUAC